AUGCAAAAUCCUUAGAUUACAAGCUCUGUAUAUUUUCCAAAACAAUCUUACUUGAGCAAAUACAAAGGAUUUUAGGAAAUGAAAUAAUAGAAAUUUCAUAGUCCACAGGAACGGAAAUUUAAAGAAUGGAAUCAAAAAAAUAAUUAAACAUCUGAUUUUGAAGAAACAAUAGUAAUAACUAAUUCAGCCAAAUAAAUAAUUUCAAAACGAAGGAUUACUUUUGAAAAUUAAAUUAAUAGUGAUGAGGAGUCGUAUUUCUAAAAAAAUGAAGGUUCACUUUCUCAUCGAUACUUAGCAAAUAGCUAAAUGUUGAAAUAAUAGAAAUAAUUAUUACCUUCACUUCCAUGCUAAACUAAUCUUAACUAUAUCAAACCUUAAGCAAGAUAGUUAUUUGCCAAACCAUUUAUUAAAAAACAAAAAAGUCUUGAUCAUGUAGUUUAAAUAUGCUAUUCAAAUAAAUAAUUUGCUUAAUUAAAAGAAGGUGCGAGUUUAAAAUGCUUGUUCAAAACUUUAGUUUUUAAGGAAGAGAAUUAUGAUAAAAUAUUAAUAAUUUAAUUUGAAAAUCUUUUAUUAAAAAGAUCAUGUUCUUUUUGGGAAAACCAGAAUGAAGUAACUAAUUGUGGUAUCAAUUUAGGAACAAACAAUUAAGAAUAAUGUGAGAAUUCCUAUUGCAUUUGUAAUUUAAGGAGAGAAUUCAAAAAUACAUUAAAAAUAUUGUCAAAGGCUUUCAUAAUAAUUUUCUUGGUAUAAAAUGCUAAUUUUAUGAUAAAAUGGCAUAAAUAUCUGUAGGAAUAAAAUUAUUACUAUGAUGCAUUAUACUAAAUUAGAAUAGCAAAAGAUGUUCACAUUGGUGGCAUAUAAUUGAAUAAAGUUUUUAAUGAUUUCUAGAAAUUUAAAUUAUCUAAAAUAAUUUACUUUGAUUCAAUUGAUAUAUCAAAUUCAUCCAAAUUGCAUCCCGAAGACUUAUAGUAUAAAAUACCAAUAACUAAUUUCAACUUAGAAACAUCGAUUUUUCUAUUUAAGAAAAAUAUACAAUAAAAGUAGUUUGAUUCGAAUUUGCUAUAUAACUUAUCCAUGGCAUUUUUUUAAGGCAAGGAACAUGUAAUAAGCAAAAAAUAAGUUUAUUUUGAAAAUAUCGAUUUACAUUUUGUAUUUGAAUAUUAUUCUUCCUAAAAUUAAAUUAAGAAAACUAUCUAAUUAAGAAAACUUAAUGAGUUAAAACAAAAAUAUUAGAGCAUAUUACAUACAUUAAAUUAAUCUCAAAAUAUACAAAUUGAAAAGGAUGAAUAUUUAAUUUAGUGGAUAUCAGCAACAAGGAAUGAUUUUAUAAACGAUUUUAAAAUGAAAAAGAAUGAAAGAGUUCCUCAAUUCUAUUUUACAAUAGGAGAUGUUAUUGUUAGGAAUUAAAAAUUAAAAUGGUAACAUUUUAGUUAUAAGAGUGAAAAAUUAUAAAUUGGAUACGAACAUCUUUGUAAAUAGAUAACUAAACUAAAUUAGGAUCAUGAAAAUUUUGAAAAGCAUUAACAUUCAAUAAAAAUUAAUUGUAUUCUUUGUAUUGAAUGA
Paramecium tetraurelia is the source of this 1563-nucleotide messenger RNA. RefSeq lists its product as uncharacterized. The record is from RefSeq and is a predicted model, not a curated record. Lineage: Eukaryota; Ciliophora; Oligohymenophorea; Peniculida; Parameciidae. The transcript is spliced from 3 exons.